This is a messenger RNA of Drosophila persimilis, 429 nucleotides long. RefSeq names its product partner of bursicon (gene Pburs). Gene Ontology annotation, molecular function: neuropeptide hormone activity; G protein-coupled receptor binding. Gene Ontology annotation, biological process: G protein-coupled receptor signaling pathway. The transcript is spliced from 2 exons. Bases 1 to 429 code for a protein of 142 amino acids. The record is from RefSeq and is a predicted model, not a curated record. Gene Ontology annotation, cellular component: bursicon neuropeptide hormone complex; extracellular region. Lineage: Eukaryota; Metazoa; Arthropoda; Insecta; Diptera; Drosophilidae.
AUGCAGGUCCAGGAAUUGCUUUUCAUUGCCGCGGUCCUGAUGCCCCAAUGCCUGAGGGCCUUGCGCUACAACCACCAGGGCACCGGCGACGAGAACUGCGAGACAUUAAAGUCGGAGAUCCAUUUGAUCAAGGAGGAGUUUGACGAACUGGGACGCAUGCAGAGGACCUGCAAUGCCGAUGUGAUAGUCAACAAAUGCGAGGGACUGUGCAACAGUCAGGUGCAACCAUCGGUGAUAACACCGACGGGGUUUCUGAAAGAGUGCUAUUGCUGUCGCGAGAGUUUCCUCAAGGAAAAGGUCAUCACGCUCACCCACUGCUAUGAUCCGGAUGGCACUCGUCUAACCUCCCAGGAAAUGGGCACCAUGGACAUACGUCUCCGAGAGCCCACCGAAUGCAAAUGCUUCAAGUGUGGCGAUUUUACGCGUUGA